Molecule: messenger RNA, 804 nt
Organism: Nycticebus coucang (slow loris)
Lineage: Eukaryota; Metazoa; Chordata; Mammalia; Primates; Lorisidae
Product: protein SET-like
Exons: 1
Coding region: 1-804 (267 amino acids)
Biological process (GO): nucleosome assembly
Cellular component (GO): chromatin; nucleus
Molecular function (GO): chromatin binding; histone binding
Source: RefSeq, a predicted model, not a curated record
AUGUCCGAGCCAGAGGCCAAAGUCGGUAAAAUGGAGCUCGACUCCAACCCCGACGCCGGGGCCCACGACACCUCAGAAAAAGUUCGGCAGGAAGUAAUUGAACUUGCCGAUGAAGUACAGAAUGAAAUAGACAAACUUAAUGAAAAAGCUGCUAAGGAGAUUUUGAAAAUAGAGCAGAAAUAUAACAAUCUCCGCCAGCCGUUUUUUGAGAAGCGGUCAGAAUUGAUGACCAAAAUCCCACAGUUUUGGGUAACAACAUUUGUCUGCCAUCCGGAAGUGUCCCCGCUGCUUGGGAAGGAGGAUAUAAAGGCAUUGCAUUAUUUGACCAGAGUUGAAGUGAUCGAAUUUGAAGAUAAUAAAUCAGCUUACAGAAUAGACUUUUAUUUUGAUGAAAACCCUUACUUUGAAAAUAAAGUUCUCUCUAAAGAAUUUAAUCUGGAUGAGAAUGGUGAUGAAACUACCAAGUCCACUGAAAUCAAAUGGAAAUUUGGAAGGGACUUGACUAAGCGUUCUACUCCAAUGCAGAGUCGAGCCAGCAGAAAGAGGAAGCGUCAGGAACCAGAGAGCUUCUUUACCUGGUUUACUGACCAUCCUGAUGCAGGUCCAGAUGAAUUGGGAGAGAUCAUCAAAGAAGAUAUUUGGCCAAAUCCAUUACAUUACUACUUGGUUCCUGAGCUGGAAGAUGAUGAUGAAGGAGAUGGUGAUGAUGAAGAUAAGAAUAAAGGUGUUGAAGGUGAUAAUAAAAAGGAAGAAGUAAAGGUGGUUGAAGGAGAAGAUGACAAAAAGAACCCUGAUGGAUUCUAA